Molecule: messenger RNA, 3398 nt
Organism: Ricinus communis (castor bean)
Lineage: Eukaryota; Viridiplantae; Streptophyta; Magnoliopsida; Malpighiales; Euphorbiaceae
Product: leucine-rich repeat receptor protein kinase HPCA1
Exons: 19
Coding region: 315-3197 (960 amino acids)
Biological process (GO): protein phosphorylation
Molecular function (GO): ATP binding; protein kinase activity; protein binding
Source: RefSeq, a predicted model, not a curated record
AUUUUUAGAAAAAGAAAACAUUUUCAAUUUUGAUAUUUGACUUUGUGCUUAGUGUCAAGUUGUUAUUUCUUAAACAUUAUAAUGUCUGAAUGGUUAUUAGUCAAUAUAUUUGAUUUCUAUUGUAUUUCAAGAGAAGAGUUCCAUUCAAGUCCUUUCACAUGGUUUGAUUUUUGAAAUAUCAGAGAUAUAGCUUUUGUUGUAUAUUUUGCAGCCUAGUCCACAUCAGUCUGAAGCUAUUCUGAAAGAGAUUUCAUUGCUUAGGCUAGAAGCAUUUCAUUUAUGCAUGAUUCCCAACUGAGACCAAAUAGUUUAUUAUGGUGGUGUUUUUGAGAGAGACGAAUUCAAGAAUUUUGCUGUUUCUGCUGUUUGUCUCCCUCCAAAUUUGUAACAUAGCAGCUGUAACUAAUACUGCUGAUUCUAGUGCUUUGAAUGCUCUCAAGGACAUCUGGCAAAACACUCCACCUAGUUGGAAAGGUGCAGACCCUUGUGGAGACAAAUGGGAAGGCAUAGAAUGCACCAAUUUACGUGUGACUUCCAUAACAUUGUCAAGCAUAGGAAUUACAGGGCAGCUAUCUGGAGAUAUCUCAAACUUACAGGAGUUGCAGAUUCUGGAUCUAUCGUAUAACAAAGGUCUGGAAGGCACUCUUCCAGAAUCAAUUGGGAAUCUGAAGAAGCUAACCAACUUAAUCCUGGUUGGUUGUGGUUUCUCUGGUCCUAUCCCUAAUUCAAUAGGAUCACUGCAGCAGCUGGUCUUUCUAUCUCUAAAUUCUAAUGGCUUCAGUGGAGGAAUCCCACCUUCAAUUGGCAAUUUAGCUAAACUUUAUUGGUUGGAUCUAGCUGACAAUAAGCUUGAAGGGCGCAUCCCAGUCUCCACAGGGACUACACCUGGCCUUAAUAUGCUAGUUAAUACAAAACACUUUCAUUUUGGAAAGAAUCGGCUUGGAGGCACAAUCCCACCUGAACUUUUCAGAUCAGACAUGACCCUCCUACAUGUGCUUUUUGAGAGCAACAACUUCACUGGUAGCAUCCCUUCUACCCUUGGCCUUGUGCAGAGUCUGGAGAUUGUACGCUUUGAUAGGAAUUCCCUUACUGGACCUGUUCCUUCAAACCUCAACAAUCUUACCGGUGUCAGCGAGUUGUUCUUGUCCAACAAUCAAUUGACUGGAUCUUUUCCUAACCUUACAGGGAUGAACAGUCUCAGUUACUUGGACAUGAGCAAUAAUAGCUUUGAUGCAUCAGAUUUUCCUUCCUGGAUGUCAACCUUACAGUCUUUAACAACAUUGAUGAUGGAGAACACACAACUUCAAGGACAAAUUCCAGCUGAAUUCUUCAGCCUCUCUCAUUUAACUACUGUGGUGCUAAGGGACAACAAACUAAACGGUACAUUAGAUGUUGGAACAACUCACGGGGACCAACUUCUCAUUGAUAUGCGAAACAAUGAAAUUUCUGGCUAUACACAACAUGGAACAGGACAAACUCCAGUCACAAUACUCUUGAACAAUCCUAUCUGCCAAGAAACAGGAGUAAAGGAAGCUUACUGCUCUGUUCCCCCAUCAGAUUCUCCAUAUGUGACCCCACCAAAUAAUUGUGAACCUGUUCAGUGCAAUUCAAAUCAAAGUUCCAGUCCCAACUGCAACUGUGCUUAUCCAUACAAAGGACUGCUAGUUUUCAGAGCUCCUUCAUUCUCAGACUUGGAAAACACAACCCUCUUCAUAUCUCUUGAGCAGGCUUUAAUGAAUUCUUUUAGGUCCAAUGAAGUUCCUGUGGAUUCAGUUUCUCUAAGUAAUCCAAGAAAGGAUUCAUCUGACUAUCUUGAUUUCGACCUAGAAGUCUUUCCAACUGGGAAAGAUCAUUUCAGUCGAAUAGAUAUUUCUGGGCUUGGGUUUGUGCUGAGCAACCAGACUUUCAAGCCUCCAAAAGUCUUUGGACCUUUCUACUUCAUCGCAGAUCCUUAUAAGUUCUUUGCUGGAGAAUCCACAGAAUCAAACAACUCAUCAAACACUGGCAUUAUCAUCGGAGCUGCUGCUGGUGGAGUUGUUCUUGUGUUACUAUUGCUCCUCGCGGGGCUUUAUGCUUACCGCCAAAAGAAGAGAGCACAAAGGGCAAAAGAACAGAACAAUCCUUUUGCACACUGGGAUUCAAGUAAGAGCCAUGGUGCUGAUGUUCCUCAACUAAAAGGAGCCAGAUGCUUUUCUUUUGAAGAGCUUAAGAAAUACACCAAUAAUUUCUCAGAUGCCAAUGAUAUUGGAUCUGGGGGUUAUGGAAAGGUGUAUAGAGGAAUCCUUCCCAAUGGUCAACUGGUUGCCAUCAAACGAGCACAACAAGGAUCAUUGCAGGGUGGACUAGAAUUCAAGACUGAGAUUGAACUUCUAUCCAGAGUCCAUCACAAAAAUCUCGUAAGCCUUUUAGGGUUUUGCUUUGAACGAGGAGAACAAAUGCUUGUGUAUGAGUUUGUCGCAAAUGGUAGUCUCAGUGAUAGUCUGUCAGGGAAGUCGGGAAUCAGGCUGGACUGGGUUAGGAGACUUAAAGUGGCCCUUGGGUCUGCGAGAGGCCUGGCAUACAUGCAUGAGCUUGCUAACCCUCCCAUUAUUCAUAGGGAUGUAAAGUCAACCAACAUACUUCUGGAUGAACGCUUAAAUGCAAAAGUUGCUGAUUUUGGUCUCUCCAAGCCCAUGAGUGACAGCGAAAAGGGUCAUGUUACCACUCAAGUUAAGGGGACGAUGGGCUAUUUGGAUCCGGAAUAUUACAUGACUCAGCAGUUAACUGAGAAGAGUGAUGUUUACAGCUUCGGAGUGGUGAUGCUGGAGCUACUAACUGGAAAAAGGCCAAUAGAGCGUGGGAAAUACAUCGUGAGAGAGGUAAAGCUGGCGAUGGAUAGAACAAAAGAUUUAUAUAACCUCCACGAACUUCUGGACCCAGGCAUUGGUUUGGAAACAACAUUAAAAGGUCUGGAUAAGUUUGUGGAUCUGGCAAUGAAAUGCGUGCAAGAGUUGGGAGCUGACAGGCCUACAAUGGGUGAUGUGGUGAAAGAAAUAGAGAAUAUCUUGAAGCUCGCAGGUGUAAAUCCCAAUGCUGAAUCAGCAUCAACUUCAGCAAGUUACGAGGAAGCAAGCAAGGGAAGCCCCCACCACCCUUACAACAAAGACGCCUUUGAGUAUAGUGGGGCCUUUCCACCUUCCAAGAUAGACCCACAAUGAGCAUUUUUGCUUUCUUUAAUUUUGCAAUUGCUAGCAGAUUUAUGUUGUUGUGAUUUGUUCGAACAUUGUAUUGAAUCCGAAACUGUAAAUUAAAACUUGAAUUCUUUGCUUGUGAAUAUUUAGCAGAAGUGUUUGUACCUGAGUUUGAUAGACAAUUUGUAUGUUAUCAAUCAAGAGAGUUGAGCAGUGUUGUUGAAAUUA